AUGGCGUGUCGUGUCACAGCUGAGCUCUCCUUUUCAAUGGAGCAUUUGAAUGAUGAAUUCUUUAUGAUGGCAACGGCAAUUCUGCAUUUUGUGUCAAAUAUAUGGCCUUUCUCGGUACUCAAAUUUGAUGACUUGAAAGUGUCAGAUGGAUUGGUUCGUAAACUAUCAUUACCGGCACAGACAAAACAAUUUGUAUUUGCCAUACGUGAUUCUGAGUCUCAAGCUGUGGUAUACAUACUCUGCGCUCAGAAUUUGUCCGAGAGAUCAGCUGUGGAUGCUGAACAUCUCAUUAGGGAAGUCCAGCCUGAUGCAGUUGUUGUUCAAGUAGCUCAUGGUGCAGUAGAUGAUAUUCAGUCCAAAGAAAUUGAAUCCGGGAAUGAUAUAGAUGAUCCGGUUCCAACGUCAUCCUUUGAAGUGUUAAGGAGGUGCUUUAUUCAUAAAAUAAAUAAAGACAAGUAUGAAAAUGUGGCUGGUGGCUUGGUUUUGAGAGAAAUUUUUGGGGUUAGUCUUCAUGGACAUGUCUUGGCUGCAAAACGAAUAGCUGAAGAAGUUGGGUCAAACUUCUUGCUGAUUGAGUCUCCAUUUCUGAAAUGUAGCGAGGACAACAAUUCCAUUGGUGAAGCUGAAUCAAGAAACAAGUUCCAAGCACUAGCUUUACAACCUAGUAGUUUGUUCCUCAAAAUGUGGAUGGUAAGGUCAUUAUGCUUAUAUCUAAAUCUGUCUACCCCUGUUUCGGAAGGAGAUUCUGCAGAGUUUCAGCCAAGAUUGGAUUACGAGGCUCCACCAUAUGCCCAGUCUAUUUAUCCCUUACUAUUGGAUUUACACAAUAUUUUUGUUGAUAUCCCAUCAAUUGCAAGGGCUUUGGCUCAUGCACAAAAGAUGCUUCAUGAUGUCAACAAGGGAGAAGCUGUUGAUAUGAAACUCCUGUCUGAAGUUCACACCUUUAGAAUUGCAGUUGAGGGAUUAAGAAUUGCUCUCAACAAUGCAGGUAGGCUGAACAAAGUUGGGAACCUGAGAUUAGGUGAAGUAGAGUUUUUGGAGCUUGAUGUUGAGGAAAAGUCACAUGCUCUUUUUGCCCAGGCUCUUAGAAGCCAGACUAACAAAUUCAAAUCCAUAGUGGCUAUAGUUGAUGCUAGUAGUUUAGCUGGUCUUAGGAAACACUGGAACACUGAUAUUCCUUCAGAGAUCAAGGGUAUGUUGGAGCAAUUAAUUAGUUAUUGUGGAAAUGAUGAAGAAAGUUCUAGCCACAAUGGUAGAAAGGGGUUAUUAACUAAUAAACCAGUAGUGGCAUUUGGGGCAGGAGCAACUGCUGUUUUAGGAGCUUCAUCUCUCUCUAAAGUUGUCCCUGCAUCAACCUUCAUGAAAGUUGCUACUUUAAAACUUCCUGCUUCACUUAAACUGGUUUUGAGCCAGUCUCAGAAGGCAAUUGCUAUUGCCCUUGGCAAGAUAGUUGGUCCAUUGAAAGUGGUAGUGCCAAGUUUUGCAAGUGCUGGAGCCAAAACAACCUCUGCAUUGAAGGCAACUGCUUCUACUCAAAAAAUUCGAGCUGUGGCUCACAGUAUGAUAGCAUCUGCAGAGAGAACCAGCUUCUCUGCCAUGAGAACAGCGUUUUAUGAGAUAAUGAGGAAAAGGAGGGUCCGGCCAAUUGGUUUGCUGCCAUGGGCUACAUUUGGGUUGCUUGUGCAUGGUGAUGGAAUUGAAUGUGCAGCUGAGUCUCUUCCUGCUGCUCCUUCAAUUGCUAAUUUAGGUCGUGGCAUCAAAAGUUUACACCAGGCAUCUCACGCAGUGAGGCUAGAAGAAAGUUCCCGAUUACAGAAAUCUAUCGAAUCCCUUAUAUGCAUUGCAAGUGGUUCUGGAAAGAUUGCAGUGCAUGUCCUAGGGAAGCUUCUUGCUUUUGGCAAUAUUCCUAUCCUCAAUAUCAGGUGUACUUUCAGGGAUAAUCCAAAGACACGUGCUCAAAGUACUACGAAGAAGGAAAACUAUAGAGUGAAAGUUGUGAGUUGUGCUUCUCAAAAAGAAACUGAUCUCUCUGAUGCGAUUUAUCUCGGAUCAUUCAGAGCACUAGCAGAAGAUGGGGGUUCUCGAUGUGAUGCUUGA
Molecule: messenger RNA, 2097 nt
Organism: Thlaspi arvense
Lineage: Eukaryota; Viridiplantae; Streptophyta; Magnoliopsida; Brassicales; Brassicaceae
Source: the annotation of a GenBank genome assembly